This is a messenger RNA of Marmota flaviventris (yellow-bellied marmot), 1798 nucleotides long. Lineage: Eukaryota; Metazoa; Chordata; Mammalia; Rodentia; Sciuridae. The record is from RefSeq and is a predicted model, not a curated record.
CCUGGCCAAUUAGAACAGUUCACAUGUGUGACGUUGGCCCUCCCCACCCCAGGCAGCACCGUGGUGGAAUCUUCCGGUUUCAGGCUGUUUUUUCCCUCCUCGGGCCAGUGCGGCUGCGCGCUGCGCUCUGAUUGGCCGAGAGCUGGCUGGCUGCACGCGCAGUCGCUGCUCGGUUACUAAGGGCGGGAGCCCAGCGAGGGCGCUGGCGGCUUCUUCCGUCUCAGGCCAGCGUCGACGCCUGGACGCUCGCCAUGCCGAACCGCAGGGCCAGCCGCAAUGCCUACUACUUCUUCGUGCAGGAGAAGAUUCCCGAACUGCGCAGGCGAGGCCUGCCUGUGGCCCGGGUGGCGGACGCCAUCCCCUACUGCUCAGCGGACUGGGCGAAACUUGUUUCCACACCACUAAGGAGGCCAGGCAUGCUCGUACCAAAGCAGAGUGUUUCACCCCCAGAUAUGUCAAGUUUGUCUCUAAAAAGUGAUCAAGCUCUCCUUGGAAGCAUUUUCUACUUUUUGAACAUUUUUAGCCACGGCGAGCUGCCACCUCAUUGUGAACAGCGCUUCCUCCCCUGUGAAAUUGGCUGUGUUAAGUACUCCCUCCAGGAGGGUAUCAUGGCUGAUUUCCACAGUUUCAUAAGUCCUGGAGAAAUUCCACGAGGAUUUCGAUUUCAUUGUCAGGCUGCAAGUGAUUCUAGUCACAAGAUUCCUAUUUCAAACUUUGAAUUGGGGCAUGACCAAGCAACUGUAUUACAAAACCUGUAUAGAUUUAUUCAUCCAAACCCAGGGAACUGGCCACCUAUCUACUGCAAGUCUGAUGAUAGAGCCAGAGUCAAUUGGUGUUUGAAACGAAUGGCACGAGCAUUAGAAUUCAGGCAAGAUCUAGAACUUCUCACUGUAGAGGAUCUUGUAGUAGGGAUCUACCAGCAAAAAUUUCUCAAGGAGCCCUCAAAGACCUGGGUUCGAAGCCUCCUAGAUGUGGCCAUGUGGGAUUAUUCUAGCAACACAAGGUGCAAGUGGCAUGAAGAAAAUGACAUUCUCUUCUGUGCUUUAGCUGUUUGCAAGAGGAUGGCGUACUGCAUCAGCAAUUCCCUGGCCACUCUCUUUGGAAUCCAGCUUACAGGAGCUCAUAUACCACUACAAGAUUAUGAGACCAGCAAUAGUGUGACACCCAAAAUGGUUGUGUUGGAUGCAGGGCGUUACCAGAAGCUAAGGGUUGAGAGUCCAGGAUUCUCUCAUUUCAGCUCUUCUAAUCAGGAACAAAGGUCAAACACAGCCACUGGUGAUUACCCAUCUGGGGUGAAAAUUUCAGGCCAAAACAGCAGUGUUCGAGGAAGAGGGAUUACCCGCUUACUAGAAAGCAUUUCCAAUUCCUCCAGCAAUAUCCACAAAUUCUCCAACUGUGAGACCUCACUCUCACCUUACAUGUCCCAAAAAGACGGGUAUAAAUCUUUCUCUUCUUUGUCUUAAUGAUGGUACUUUUUUCAGUUUCUGGAAAAAUAACAGGCCCAACUUCCCUUCUGACUACAGUCGUAUUAAACACAUAGAUCACAUCAAUGAUAAAUGUCACUACUCUAAAGACUAUGUAAUUUGUAAGGAAACUCUGUUUCAUAGAUUAAAAAUAAUUGUGGUUGGAAAAGAUCUUGGCAUUCCUGCUUUUUUCCUUUUGAAGCUUAUUCUGUUUUCUGAUGGUAUGGUGGGCAUGCCGUUGAAGUUCAGUAUUCUAUAAGAACUGUGCUUUAGGGACUGUUAUAAAUUAGUAAUUCUCUCCCCUGCAAUAAAGGUAUUUUGAGUAUUAAUCUGUU